AUGUCGCUAAAUCUUACACCUUCAGAUCCUAGAAACGCUGAGUGGAUUGCUCUUCGUAACAAGCAGAUAACUGAGCUACAGAAUUUCCAGAACGAAGUUAAAGCUGCGAAAGCUAAGUUCUUCAAAGAUAUCGAGAAGAAGCGAGAAGAUCUCAUUGCUACGCAUCAACGUGAGAAGAACGGCCUUUUGAACAAUGAGCAGGCAAACAGCUCAGGAACUGUGCUGCCAAAGAAGAGUGGUGAUAGACCUAGGCAGACACCGGCGUCCACCUCCAAGACCUCACCAUACACAAGCACGCCUCAGACACGCCUGAAGCCUCAAAGCCUACGCGUAGAGAAAAUGUGCUGCCACAGUCACCGCGGAACUUGGGAGAGCAACAGAGAGCUCGCACCACCACUCUUAAUAAUGCGAAUGUUUCUACAGAUCAAACAGAACGUAACACAACUCCACUACCACAAGGAAAUUUUGAGAUGUCAGAUAGAGAUGGGUCUCUAG
Messenger RNA from Bipolaris zeicola 26-R-13, 495 nucleotides. RefSeq lists its product as uncharacterized. The transcript is spliced from 2 exons. The record is from RefSeq and is a predicted model, not a curated record. Bases 1 to 495 code for a protein of 164 amino acids. NCBI's taxonomy places the organism in Eukaryota, Fungi, Ascomycota, Dothideomycetes, Pleosporales, Pleosporaceae.